Messenger RNA from Enterobius vermicularis (human pinworm), 381 nucleotides. The record is from the annotation of a GenBank genome assembly. Lineage: Eukaryota; Metazoa; Nematoda; Chromadorea; Rhabditida; Oxyuridae.
AUGACCGCUGAAAUAAUUGCUGAAAAAGCGAAAAGUGAAAAGAAAAAAUGCGACUCACUGUUACAACGAAGUGCUCGCGACAUUUUUUUGGAGGAACAAGCGGCAGCUGCUGCGGAUAAGAAGAAAUCCAAAAAACAGUCAUGCUACAAAGAAGCUCGUAAAUUGAAAACUCAGUGCUCACAGCUGGCUCGAUGUUGCAGUAUUAGCAAGCUUUGUCGUGAUACAUCUGCUAUCGAUCAAAAAAUUCGAGAGAAACGGGAACAAAUUCGUAAGUCAUUGCGAAAAUGUAAAAAGGAAAAGCGCCGGCGCAAGAAGGAUCGGAAACACCAUGGCGGUAAAAAGGAUCAAUUUGCGUCAACUCUUGAAAUGCACUUAAUCUAA